Molecule: messenger RNA, 783 nt
Organism: Lycium barbarum (goji berry)
Lineage: Eukaryota; Viridiplantae; Streptophyta; Magnoliopsida; Solanales; Solanaceae
Product: serine/threonine-protein phosphatase 7 long form homolog
Exons: 2
Coding region: 139-765 (208 amino acids)
Source: RefSeq, a predicted model, not a curated record
AUUCAUUUCCUUAUUGCAGGUACGUGACCUUUAAAAUUAUAUAAUUUUAUUUGGUUGUCCUAUUUGAUAGUUAUAAGGUUUUUAUGUAUUUAUUUUUAUUUUUUAAUAUAGGUUUGGGCUUGGGAGCGCAUUAUACCGAUGCAGCCACCAUGCAGGGCUCUUCCGCCACACACGGCUCUUGCACGAAGGUGGACUCAUCGUAAAUCCCACGAAAAUGAGGCACGUGAUGUUUUACCCAUAUGUAGGGAUGUAUUGGACAACCUAAUAGAUGGCCAGUUUGUGUGGCAGCCUUAUUCAGAGGCCAUCAUCAACAGACUCCCUGAGUGGUGUCUGCGUGGCCGAGAUAUUUGGAUGGCGAAAGUUCCCCUUAUUUGUGGGAUCUAUCGAGAGUGGCACAUGGUAGACCGCGUUCUCAGACAGUUUGGUAGGAAGCAACAUAUUCCGGGUCCAUGUGCAGAGAUUUAUCCUUUUCAUUACAAACGUGACAAGCGGUAUGCUAUAAAAGUGGAGGAUCAAGAAUAUUUUACAGAAACAGACUUUUUGUGGGGAAAUCGUCGAGAUAGUUUAAUUCAGGCCGAGUAUGAAACUCAAGAUCCACAGUCACUAUCAGAGUAUCUUUGUUGGUAUCGACGUCACUCGCGCACUUUCAUAGGAAAUCCUGCGCAUAAAGUGGAUAGAGGAUACCAACACAUGGCAGGCAGGCAUGAGGCACUGGUACGUACAUUACAUUCCAUUAGAUGUUUGAUGUCUUUAUAUGUGUCUUAGACCACUAUCAAAUAUCGA